Candoia aspera is the source of this 2835-nucleotide messenger RNA. RefSeq names its product solute carrier family 36 member 4 (gene SLC36A4). Gene Ontology annotation, molecular function: L-proline transmembrane transporter activity; L-alanine transmembrane transporter activity. Bases 1 to 1479 code for a protein of 492 amino acids. The transcript has 10 exons. The record is from RefSeq and is a predicted model, not a curated record. Gene Ontology annotation, biological process: amino acid transmembrane transport; L-alanine transport. Lineage: Eukaryota; Metazoa; Chordata; Lepidosauria; Squamata; Candoiidae.
AUGUUAUGUUUUAAAAUAGACCUGGAAGUAAUGAAGCCUUUAAUAGAAGAACAGAGUUCAGACACAGACUAUGACUAUGACAAUGAAACAGAAUUACUGUCUGCAGAGAAGGACUAUCAGCUUGAUGAUCAGGAGGGCAUUACAUUUCUCCAAACGCUUACUCACCUCCUUAAGGGAAACAUUGGGACAGGGCUUCUGGGCCUCCCACUUGCAAUAAAAAAUGCAGGCAUUUUGCUUGGGCCAAUCAGUCUUUUCUUCAUUGGAAUUGUGUCAGUUCACUGCAUGCAGAUUUUGGUACGAUGCAGCCAGUAUCUAUCCAUCAGAUUGAGAAUACCUUUCUUGGGGUAUAGUGACACAGUUAGCCAGGCCAUGGAAGCAUGUCCCUUUAACUUAUUACAGAAACGAUCGUCUUGGGGAAGAUACAUUGUUGACUUCUUCCUUGUGAUUACCCAGUUGGGCUUUUGUAGCGUUUAUUUUGUAUUCUUAGCUGAAAAUAUGAAACAAGUUUGUGAAGGAUAUUUUCAUACUAAAUCAGCUGCUAUGAAUACCACAGGAAGCACUGGCACCUCAGACAAAAGGACCAUUGAUUUGAGAUUAUAUAUGUUAUGCUUCCUUCCAUUCAUAAUCCUCUUGGUUUUCAUUCGAGAUCUUAAGCAUCUGUCUGUGUUCUCAUUCCUUGCAAAUUUAGCCAUGGCCAUCAGCUUGAUCAUGAUUUAUCACUAUGUUGUACUGGGUUUAUCUGAACCUCGAAAACUGAUUCUGGUGGCUGGAUGGAACAGGUAUCCCCUUUUCUUUGGCACAGCUAUAUUUGCAUUUGAAGGAAUAGGAGUGGUGCUCCCCCUCCAGAAUAGGAUGAAAGAAGUUGACCGCUUCCCAUUGGCACUCAACAUUGGCAUGGGAAUCGUGAUGGCCUUGUAUAUUUCAUUAGCCACCCUGGGAUACGUACGCUUUGGGGACGAAAUCAAAGCCAGCAUCACUCUCAACCUGCCACAAGAUCGAUGGCUGUACCAAAUGGUCAAGGUACUUUAUUCCUUUGGGAUUUUUGUGACCUAUUCGAUUCAGUUCUACGUUCCAGCUGAGAUCAUCGUUCCAGCUGUAGCCGCCAGAGUGCAACAGAAGCUGAAGCUGAUCUCUGAGUUGAUAGUGCGAGUGCUUCUGGUCUGCUCAACCUGUGCUAUAGCGAUAUUAAUCCCCCGUCUGGAUAUUGUGAUCUCGCUUGUUGGAGCCGUAAGCAGCAGCACUUUGGCUUUGAUCAUGCCCCCCCUGAUUGAAAUCCUCACCUUUUCCAAGGAGAAACUAAGCGCAUGGGUGAUAUUCAAAGAUGUUUCCAUAGCCUCCCUUGGUGUGAUCGGCUUCAUAGCUGGCACAUAUGUAAGUGUUAAAGAGAUCAUCUGCCCCACAACCUUGUUUUCCAGCAACGCCACAGAUGGGUCAGCGAGCUGUUUCAACACUUCACACUUGGCCAGGGGUGCCAAUUAACGUCAGAAGAUUGUGGGCCUCUUGAAUUUCAUAAUAUGGAUGUGUUUACAAACCAAAGAGGAUGACAGAUUCCAAGUGGAAAGGUUUCGAGAGACCAGUCAGAGGGGGGUUUUUUGGCCAUCUAAAUCUGCUCCUGUGGCAGAUGCGACUUAGUCAAGAUCUUCCUUUCCAUUCAAGUAUCAUGGACUGCUACGUAUUUAUUUGCAAAUGGGACCGGAAAUCAAAAAUACUUCUUGAUAUCAUGUUCGGACGUCUCACAUUGAGAGGAUAAUCUCUGCCAACGUCUCUAUUUAAGGUUUAGUGAGUCUUCUUCGUGUAACUUCAGAGAUUAACAAGAUUUAUGCAAAAAUACAGAUACUGUCUGUGCGUGUAUGUAUGAAGCCCCUUUUAUGUUUUGUAGAGCACAAGUACAAACAGUUCUCAGUGGAUUAUAGUCUCCAAGUUGCCAGGCGCUUGAGUCAGUUCCAUCACUGCAGUUUUCCCUCCAGGAGACUAGCACUGAUGUCACUGAAUUAACAGCCUCCAUGGCAGGAUCUCAGGAGAGCAAGAUAAACUGAUUUUGUUACUAAUUUUUCCUAAUGCCUGCAAAGAAAUACGUCUCGAGACUCAGCUCUUGGUCAUGCAAAUUGUUUACAUGACGUAUAGGAACAAAAAUGACGCAAUCUUGAAAUGAUGCAAUUUUGGAGAGGCAAGCCACAAUUAAUGGACCGUUCCAGACAGUUCCCCGCACGCAUAAGAAUAGUGUUACCGUUCUACAAAAAGCUGUAUUUUUCUAUUUAUUUCUAACUAUAUAGAGCAUUUCUAUAUUUGUAUGUUAGCACCUUUUGGUUGCAAAUGAGAAUUUCUGCCGAGCUCCACUUUCUAUGGAAAUCACAUGUAUAUACCCUUUAUGCUUUAAUCUGUUUUUAAAGGAAGCAAGUUUUGAUGGUGUGGAGAUGCCUUGAGUGAACCUGGAAAAAUUAAUGGGUUGGAUCCAAGUUUAACCAUGUUCAGAGUAGGCCAGUUGAAAGCAGUUAGGCUUAAUAAUAGCCACGAUUUCAACUGAGAAAUUUCAGUGGGUAUAUUCUAAACAUGACAAAGUUGGGUCUUAACCCAACAUUUUGAAUUCCAUUAAAAUCCAUUGGACCUCGCAUGUUAAAGGAUUCAUAACUCGGGGCUGACCUAUUCUUCCUAAACCUCUCUCGCUAACUUGCUAAGGACUUGAAUAACAAGAAAUGUGGGUGUAUCUGCUGUUUUGCUUGGUUGUGGCUGUGAUAGCUUGCCCUGAAAUUGUCAGAGGCUGUCAUUGCUUGGGUCCCUUUGUUUCCAUGGAGUUCAUAAUUCAAAGCAAGCAAAACAGCAGAUACACACAAUCUU